Molecule: messenger RNA, 1805 nt
Organism: Spodoptera exigua (beet armyworm)
Lineage: Eukaryota; Metazoa; Arthropoda; Insecta; Lepidoptera; Noctuidae
Source: the annotation of a GenBank genome assembly
UUUUAGCAUAAAACAAAGAGUAACUUCGAGCUAUUUUAUAACUAAAUAAUGCAUAUAUCAAGUCAAACAACUGGUGCAGAGUACAAAUAGUUUGUUAUUUUAAAUCAACACCAAAUCGAAUGUCGCUUUUCUAAAUGAUGUGCCUGAUAAGUAACUUCUAACAUAUUCAUAUUCAUAUAAAUUUGUAAUUAUGGUAUCUAUAUCAAUGACGUCACAAUUUAAUCCUUUAGUACAAAUUACAAUUAGUUGAAGACUACAAUCAAAGAUUACGUGGAAAUAGCUGAACAAUGAAAUCAUAUUGAUUACAGGAUGACAGGAGCUGAAGUGAAGCAGAGGAUAGUUAAGGAUAGCAAGGGAGAAAAGCAAAAUGGGAUUAAUGAAGAGAAGAAACAAAAGUACUGGGAACCAUUGACAGAUGGAGUAAAAUGGAUUGAGAAAUAUGGCGAAAAUCUGGAGAACUUCUUCGAACGAUUGCCAGAAUUCAUAUCCACGUUCAUAGCAACAUUAGCUAUAUUCACGUUCGGAGCCACGCUGAGAGGAGAAUGGGUGGUGAUCCUGGUAACAGCGCUAAAGCAGCUAACUGGUCAAACACAGAACACUACAAAUGCCACUGCCAUCUUGGAGCUGUUCUCCUCAAGAAACCUUAAGAUGGAGAACUUCUCCAUGUUCUUCAUUGGAGCUCACGCCGUGUCGUUGUCGACAUACUUCCUCAUUGGCGGUUUCUUACACUGGUACUUCUAUAUGAAUAGGAGACACCGUGCCAAGGAAUGGAAGAUCCAGCCUGACAAAUGGCUCUCUCCCGAGCUAGAACGUCACGAAAUCAUGGUUGGCACCAUAUCACUCCUCAUCGUUGGCAGUUUCUCUGCCUUCCUUGCCUGUUACAUCUACAACGGCAACCCUUCCACCGUCUACUUCCAGUUCGACGAGUACGGCUGGUUAUGGUUCUUUUUGCAGUUUCCAGUCAUCUUCUUGUAUGCUGACUACACUACCUAUAUUCUUCAUCGUUUGUACCACACUCCAUGGCUGUACAAGCACUUCCACAAGCUCCACCACAAGUACAAGCAGCCGACUGCAUUCUCUGUCACUGCCAUCCAUCCCUUCGAGAUUCUGCAUGUUCAGCUCACAAGCUGCCUGCCCUUAUUUACCAUCCCUGUACAUUGGUUGUCAUUCUACUCGGUGGCUAUCUACGUGUACUACCACGGUAUCAUCGAUCACUCUGGUAUCAACUUCAAGGCUCAGUGGUGGCAGCCGUGGCAACCUGACGCAGAGUUCCACGACCAACACCAUGAGUUCUUCCAUUGCAACUUCGGGUUCAACAUGUCUUUGUGGGAUAAGUUGCACGGGACCAUGAGGAAACAGAACCGUGCAUACACUGAAGAUACGUAUCACGGUGAAGCUCCAAGUAUUGACAGUCCGGAAGGUAAAGCCAUUUUGGCAGAAAAUCCUGACCUUAUAGAAAGCAAGGUCCUACAAGAGGAGAUCCCUGAAGUUAUUCAGAAUAUCAAAACAUCGAAGACUGAAGUUGAGACGAAUAAGACUAAGUAAGAUGUAGAUGUAGAAAGCACGUUCUUUUUUGAUAUUUAUCAUCCUGCAAGAUGUAAUCAUUCUCAGGAUUUAAAUUAUCUUUUACGCCAAAGUUCUGUCCUAACUGCCAACGUGGUUUUGAAUUCAGAAUGGUGAAUGAGGUGCACGAUUGGACCAUUGAUUAGAUACAAACCGUAUCUUAAAUAUGUUUAAGUAUUUUUUCUACAAGUAUGUAAUGCCUGGAGCAUUUAGAUACUAAUUCUUAUGAUUUUCAAUGUGGU